GAAGCCAUUUGAUCCCCUUGGCUCUUAUGCUACCAAUUUAUCAAUAUUUUUCUUGCUCUAAAAUUUCUACAACCUCUUCUCCUUUGCUAAAAAUUUAUUUUCAUAGGAAAAAAUUGGGCAGAUUUUUGGGGCAGUUAUGGUUUGCUCAAUAUAAAAAUUCAAACAUUUAGUAAGAGUUUCAAAGGGGGGGGGGGAGCAUGGCAGCACUAAGGGCUCUUCCCCUUUCUUCUUCACAAAGUUGCUACCCUUGUUAUAAUGGAGGACUCUUUCCAAAAACUGCUACAUCAUGUAAGGCCACUAAAUUUGGAGGUGUCUGGGCUAAGUUGGAGGGAGAGGAAGGUGAACCCAACAAGCCCAAACAAUCACUACUCGGAAGCCUCACUGAUGCCCUUGAUUUCUCCCAAGUUAGGUCUGCCGAAGAUGCUGAGCUUCUAGAUGAAGCUAGGGAGGCCACCAAAUCUGGUGGUAGGAUGAGUAGGGAGCAGUAUGGAGCUCUAAGAAGGAAGAUUGGUGGGACCUAUAAGGAUUUCUUCAAAAGUUAUAUCGAUGUGGAUGGACAAUAUGUAGAGGAUGGGUGGGUGGACAAGACAUGCAAGGUGUGCAAGAAAGACACAAGGGGAGAACCAAGGCAGAUUGAUAAUUUGGGCAGAUUGGGUGGAAAUUUCUGCAAUGGCACAUGGCGAUUAUUUAGCAGAGCCUCAUCAACUAGAAAGAGGGGAGACACAAAAGCUUGAUCUGGAUUCACAAUAAGGCCAGCAUGGUCAUGAAGAUUGAAGAUGUCCUACAAAUUUGAGGCUACGGAAGAGAUGCUAAAUGGUUUCCAGUUGUUAAGCGAAAAAGUGAGUAUCAUGCAAGGUGAAGUGUUCGGAAGUAGACCAGAGGGACCAUUAUUACAAGGCCUACGUCAUUAGCUGGGCCACGAUUUGGGCUUUUGGGUCUUCCUGCUGGUCUUCGCGGUGGACUUUUAGGUGUAGAAGAUUGGGGAAUUUGGGGUUUUAUGCAGCAUAAUCUCUAAUUCCGUGAUCUUUAUGGUGGACGGACUUUUAGGUGUGGAA
Messenger RNA from Amborella trichopoda, 1055 nucleotides. RefSeq names its product potassium transporter. Gene Ontology annotation, biological process: positive regulation of DNA-templated transcription; chloroplast organization. NCBI's taxonomy places the organism in Eukaryota, Viridiplantae, Streptophyta, Magnoliopsida, Amborellales, Amborellaceae. The record is from RefSeq and is a predicted model, not a curated record.